AUGCUCGAAAUCGCCGCCUUCACCGCCCCCUCCGCCAUACUCGCCUUCCAAUCCGGCGCCUCACGCAUCGAACUCUGCACCUCGUACCCCUUCGGCGGCAUCACUCCCUCCCUCUCCACGCUCUCCCACGUCCGCAGCGCAACCCGCCUACCCAUAACUGUCAUGAUCCGACCCCGCGGCGGCGACUUCAUCUACACCGCCUCCGAAUAUAGCACUAUGGAAUCCGAAAUCGCCAGCCUAAAAGAUCUGGCUGAUGGAUUCGUAUUCGGGAUUCUAGAUAAAGAAGGGAGAGUGGAUGAGGAGAGGUGCAAGCGGCUUGUGCGAUUGGCGGAGCCGAGGGCGUGUACGUUUCAUCGGGCGAUUGAUGCGGUGAGGGAUUUAGAGGAGGGGGUUGAGGCGGUGGUGAGGUGUGGGUUUAAGCGGUUGUUGACGAGUGGUGGGGAGAAGAGCGCGGUGGAGGGGGUGGAGAGGAUACGUGGGUUGCAGGAGGUGUUUGGGGAUAGGAUAGAGAUUAUUGCUGGGGGAGGUGUCAGGAGUGGGAAUGUUGCGGUUGUCAAGGGGACGGGGGUGCCGUGGGUGCAUUCUGCGGCUGUGACGGGGGAGGGGGAGGAAGUGGAUGGGGAGGAGGUUGGGAGGAUUAGGGGGGUGUUGGAGGGAUUGUAA
Molecule: messenger RNA, 663 nt
Organism: Bipolaris victoriae FI3
Lineage: Eukaryota; Fungi; Ascomycota; Dothideomycetes; Pleosporales; Pleosporaceae
Exons: 1
Coding region: 1-663 (220 amino acids)
Molecular function (GO): copper ion binding
Source: RefSeq, a predicted model, not a curated record